Molecule: messenger RNA, 3241 nt
Organism: Uranotaenia lowii
Lineage: Eukaryota; Metazoa; Arthropoda; Insecta; Diptera; Culicidae
Gene: Noc1
Product: CCAAT/enhancer-binding protein zeta
Exons: 3
Coding region: 164-3187 (1007 amino acids)
Cellular component (GO): nucleus
Source: RefSeq, a predicted model, not a curated record
CGGCAGCCGCAUGUUUUGAAUUUGCUCGCGCUGCACGUGUGUACUUGGCUUUGCGAUCAAAAGUUUAGAAAAAAAUCAGUGUUUUAUCGUAGUUUUUGAAAUUAUUUCACCAUUUAAUUUCAGUUAUUACAAGAUUAAAACGCAACAGACAGAGUCACGUAAAAUGAGCGUGGAAAAACCGAAGAAAUCACCCGCAAACGGCAAACCGAAGCAAGUUGGAAAGAAGAAAAAAUCAACGGCAUCAAAAGAAGAGACAAAAAAAGGUGAAAAUCCUGCGGGCCCAAAAAAGAAGAUUGUAUUCACGGACGAUGGCGAUCAGGUAGAGGUUCCAGUUGAUCACACUUCCGCUGAAAAUGGUGGGCCAGCUGCAGCUACUGGUAAGGAAAAGAAAAAGCACAAGAAGGGAAGAAAGCCGUUCGAUUUGGCGGAUAAAUCCGGUACAGAAACAAUCGAAAAACGUUGGUACGAACCUUACGAUGGUUACAACACCGUUGGGGAGAUCGUUGACUUGAAAGAUGGGGAGAUUGCUGAGUUGAGGAAGCUUUGCCGGACUGCGUUCGAAGCCGAAUGUCGAAUUUUGCAGAAGCAAAAUCCGGCCGAUAGCAAGUGGUUGUUGACGGCCUUGGAGAAGGGAACAUCCCGAGAUCGGGCCAAUUCGGGUGCGUUGUUGGUUCAAACGAAUCCGCUCUGUAAUUUGCAGGCGCUAGAAACGGUCAUUGCGAUGGUCAAGCUUUCGAAUAAGGGCCACUUGGAUGUAGUAGAGGUUUUGACGGAGCUGAUGCUGAACUCGUUGAUGCCGGUCGACCGGAAGUUGAUUCAGAUUCCGCUGAGGGGAGCCGAUUGGAAGAAUAUUAAAAAAUUGGAGUUGCCAAAAGAUUUGAGGGAUAAGAUUUACGCUCAUUGGCAUUUUGAGGACGCACUGCGAGAUAUUUACUUCAGUUUUUUGAACAACUUAUCGUCAAUCCUGCAAAAUGGACAGGACAACUCUAAAAUGAAGAUUAUUCAGUAUGGAUCGAAACUUUUUACGAUGAUUCCUGAGAAAGAAGCUUUCCUGCUGGCAAUGUUGGUUAACAAGCUGGGAGAUCCCAGCAAGAAGGUUGCUGUUAAAGCGUUGUAUCAUCUGACGGAAGUAGUCAAAAAGCACUCGGCCAUGUGCCUGAUUAUUGUAACGGAAACGGAGAAGUUGCUGUUCCGAAAUAAUAUUUCUGUGAGUGCUCAACACUACGCUCUAACUUUUCUGGCAGCCGCUAGUAAUUUUGGGGAUUUUGCGUCUUGCGAGAAGAUGAUCAAUGUUUGCUUCUCGUUCUUCAAAAUUUUGACCGAAAAAGGCGAAGUCAACUCCAGGACGAUGCAGGCUAUUCUGGCUUGUCUGCGAAAAGCGAUUGGAAACGUUAAACGAGAUGUACCGAUUGCGGAUGUUAUCAAACCAGAGGUUUUAAACACGGUGUACCGAAUGAUCCAUCUGGCUGAUAUUUCGAUCGCAUGCCAGGGUCUGUCUCUGCUUCUGGAAACAACCGAAACCAAGGGAAGGGAACAGAAUCGUUUUUAUAAUGCUUUGUAUCGCAAGCUGUUGGAUCCUCAGCUGGCAGCCGUUGGACCCCGGAUAUCCAAUAUAUUUUUCUACAUAAUUCAUCGAGCUAUCCAAAAUGAUCCGAUUCCGGAGCGGGCUCAAGCCUUCAUUAAAAGGUUGCUCCAGGUAGCUUUCUACUUCCCAGCGGCCAAACUUUGUGGAGUUCUGAUUAUCAUUAACAAAGUCUUGCGGAAACGAAAGCAUCUGCAUCAAGAUGGACACAAUCCUAGCGAAGCAAAAAUUGAGGAACACGAGACUUCAGAACCAUCAGAAGAAACGGAGAUUAAGUCGGAAUUUGACGGUCGCCAUGCUACUCGAUACGAUCCAUUCCAUCGAUCGUCAGAACAUGCCGGUGCCAACUAUACUGUCAAAUACGAGCUGACCCGCUAUCUGGAACAUUUCCAUCCAACGGUUCGAAAUUUUGCUGAAUGCAUCAUUGCUAAUUCAGCGCUCACCUACUACGGCGAUCCGUUGCGGGACUUCUCGCUGGGACACUUCCUGGAUCGAUUUGCCUUCAAGAAUCCCAAGAAGCCGAAAACCGAACUCAACGCCGACGGAGAAGCGGUACCUCGGCGAAAAAUACUGGGAGUAGCGCAACGAAAGAGCGACUACAUGCCCAGCGGUUCCCGGGGGGUCCCGGUCCAAUCACUCACCAAGGAUCACUGCACCGAAGAUGAGCGGUUCAUUUUUCAAUUCCUGGAGCAGAAGCGGGAGAAAAUCCGGGAAGCCAAAGAGUACGCCAAGGCUCGCAAAGAAGCGGCCGGUCUUCCGGUGGAAGAUGAGGAUGACGACGACGACCGGGCAUCGGACACCGAAUCGCUUGAUGAUGAUGAGUUCGAUCGCUAUCUGGAUCGGCUGGGAGUGGCUGGUGGCGAUGCCGAUGCAGAUCUCAAGGGUCUCGAUGACGAGGUGGACUUUAUGAACGAUUUCGAGAAGGAUCUGGCCCGGAAGGCAGAGAAGCAAAAUAAAAAGAAAAAAUCUAGCGCCGCCGAGGACGAUGGGGAUGAUGAUGAGGAGGAAGAUCUGGGUGAUUGGGAAGAUUCCCAGGAUGUGGACGAUGCUGAUGGAGAUGAAGAUGACGAUGACGUUGAAGCUGAUGAGGAUGAGUUCAGUGAUGCUGGAAGCAUCUCCUUGGACGAAAAUGACGAUUUGGAUGAGGGAGACGAAGAUGACGAUCUGGAUGAAGACGAAGAUCCAACACCCAUCAAAGGAAAGAAAACGAAACGGAAGAAAUCGGACGACGAUGAUUACGGCAUAAACGACAAAGAGUUCCAGAAAAAGUUGAAGAGCAACGACUUUAAUUCUCUGUUUGCCGCAGCUGAUGAUUUUAGCGAAAUGCUGGAAAAGAACGUUGGUUCGAAAGACAAAUCCCAUGGAACUGUGGGCGAAAUAUUCAACCGGGAUGGAGCGUCCGUUAAACAACUCGCUUGGGAACAGAAAAGAUUCAGUGGGAAAAAUCGAAUGCAAUCCAGCGGCAAGAAACGGUUUGUGGCCAAAAAGCAGGGUUCUUCCAGUGGAUUGCACAAAAAGUUCCAGGGAGGACAAGUUAAGAAGAAUAAACAAUUUGGGAAAUCCUCCAAACCGGGUCAGAAAUUUGGUGGGAAGAAGAGGAAAUAGAUUUCUAAGCUUUUUUUAGAAUGUAACUGUUUUGCACUGAAUUAUAAAGAUAUU